AUGACUCUGACUCGUCUGAAGGGCGUGGCCCGAACGCAGGACUACUACUACGACUACUACUACGACUACUACUAUGACUACAACUACUACUACGGCUACGACUACUACAACUACUACUACAGCUACGACUACGACUACUACUACAGCUACGACUACUACUACUACUACGGCUACUACUACUACGACUACUACUACGACUACUACUACAGCUACGACUACUACUAUGACUACUACUACUACUACGACUACUACUACUACGACUACAACUACUACUACAACUACUACUACUACAGCUACAACUACUACUAUGACUACUACUACUACUACGACUACUACUACGACUACUACUACGGCUACGACUACUACGACUACUACGACUACAACUACUACUACGACUACUACUACAACUACUACUACAGCUACGACUACUACUAUGACUAA
This is a messenger RNA of Knipowitschia caucasica, 441 nucleotides long. NCBI's taxonomy places the organism in Eukaryota, Metazoa, Chordata, Actinopteri, Gobiiformes, Gobiidae. The record is from the annotation of a GenBank genome assembly.